Lottia gigantea (owl limpet) is the source of this 912-nucleotide messenger RNA. RefSeq lists its product as hypothetical. NCBI's taxonomy places the organism in Eukaryota, Metazoa, Mollusca, Gastropoda, Lottiidae. Gene Ontology annotation, molecular function: G protein-coupled receptor activity. The transcript has a single exon. The annotation marks the transcript as partial. The record is from RefSeq and is a predicted model, not a curated record. Gene Ontology annotation, cellular component: membrane. Gene Ontology annotation, biological process: adenylate cyclase-activating adrenergic receptor signaling pathway.
GAGAAUUUCAAUCUGACUGAAAAAGUGGGAAUUGGAGUCAUCCUGGCUUCUCUGAUUUUUAUCUCUAUAUCUGGAAAUAUUCUCGUCUGUGUGGCUGUGUUCACUGAUCGGAAAUUAAAAAGGAAUUCCAAUUUAUUCAUAGUGUCUUUAGCUAUUGCUGAUUUACUCGUCGCCGUUCUGGUGAUGACCUUCGCAUUAGCUAAUGAUAUUCAAGGUACUUGGGAAUUUGGAGCAGUAUUUUGUAAGAUUUGGAUAUCCGCGGAUAUUAUGUGCUCGACGGCGUCCAUAUUAAACCUGUGUGCUAUUAGUUUGGAUAGGUUUAUACAUAUAAAGGACCCACUACGCUAUGAAAGUUGGAUGACGGGUAGGAGAACUAUGUUAUUUAUUUCUUUAGUUUGGGUUCUAUCCCUACUCAUAUCUUUCGUGCCCAUUCAUUUGGGGUGGCACCAAGAUCCCGGUGAAGGGGCUGGCCCCCAGACAAACGAAGACAUGUGUAUUUUUGAAUUAAAUCCUAUAUAUGCAGUCGUUUCCUCGACGAUCAGUUUCUAUAUACCCUGUAUCGUAAUGAUAUCAAUAUACUGUCGCUUGUAUUUAUACGCUCGCAAACACGUAGAAAGUAUUAAACGGACGCAUACGGCGGAACGUUUCAACGUGAACGGAACGGAUAAGAAAGUUUCGUCUAAAGUUUCGGAUCAUAAAGCUGCCGUUACAUUAGGGAUUAUUAUGGGAGUGUUUUUAUUAUGUUGGUUGCCGUUUUUUACUGUGAAUUUAAUCGCUGCAUUCUGUGCUUCGUGUAUACAACCCUUAGUGUUCAAGAUUUUAACGUGGUUAGGGUACGUCAAUUCAUCUUUAAAUCCCAUCAUUUACAGCAUUUUUAACUCAGAAUUUCGUGAAGCCUUUCGUAAAAUUAUU